CCCCUCCCCCUCCCCUUCUCCCACAGAGGGCUCCACGGGUAAGACGUGCCUGAUGAAGGCCGUGUUGAACCUUCGGGAUGGAGCCAACGCCUGCAUCCUGCCGUUGCUGCAGAUCGACCGGGACUCCGGCAACCCCCAGCCCCUGGUCAACGCCCAGUGCACGGAUGAGUACUACCGAGGCCACAGCGCCCUGCACAUUGCCAUCGAGAAGAGGAGCCUGCAGUGCGUGAAGCUCUUGGUGGAGAAUGGGGCCAACGUGCAUGCUCGGGCCUGCGGCCAGUUCUUCCAGAAGAAGAGCCAAGGGACUUGCUUCUACUUUGGCGAGCUGCCCCUCUCACUGGCCGCGUGCACCAAGCAGUGGGAUGUGGUGACCUACCUCCUGGAGAACCCGCACCAGCCUGCCAGCCUGCAGGCGGCCGACUCGCUGGGCAACACCGCCCUGCACGCCUUGGUGAUGAUCGCAGAUGACUCGGCGGAGAACAGCGCGCUGGUGAUCCGCAUGUACGACGGGCUCCUCCGAGCCGGGGCCCGCCUCUGCCCCACGGUGCAGCUCGAAGACAUCCCCAACCUGCAGGGCCUCACGCCUCUCAAGCUGGCCGCCAAGGAGGGCAAAAUCGAGAUUUUCAGACAUAUCCUGCAGCGGGAGUUCUCAGGGCCUUGCCAGCCACUUUCCCGGAAGUUUACCGAGUGGUGCUACGGGCCUGUCCGUGUGUCACUGUACGACCUGGCCUCUGUGGACAGCUGUGAGGACAACUCAGUGCUGGAGAUCAUCGCCUUUCAUUGCAGAAGCCCGGUGAGCCCACUGGGGGCCGGCGGAGGGGGCCUGGCUAGGCCAUUACUCAAGAAUUUUCUGCCCUCUUUGGAGAUUGUGAUACACAGAUCAAUCUGCCAUCUAUCUCUGUCCUUAGAUGCUUCAGAAAUGACACAGACAAGCGUACUCCUUGUUGACAUAGGUGAGAAGAAACAGAGGGCUUCUCAGAGUCACUCUGGAGGCAGCGUACCAGACACACAAGGGGUCAAGUCCAGGAGUGAAGAUGCCACUAAGCCCCCUGAAAGAGAGUCUACAGUUGGUUCAGGACUACUGAUCAUCAUUGAGAAUUGGUUUGGGUUUGAGGCCUGA
This is a messenger RNA of Suricata suricatta (meerkat), 1120 nucleotides long. RefSeq names its product transient receptor potential cation channel subfamily V member 2-like. The record is from RefSeq and is a predicted model, not a curated record. The transcript has 5 exons. Gene Ontology annotation, molecular function: protein binding; calcium channel activity. Gene Ontology annotation, cellular component: membrane. Gene Ontology annotation, biological process: calcium ion import across plasma membrane. Lineage: Eukaryota; Metazoa; Chordata; Mammalia; Carnivora; Herpestidae. Bases 53 to 1120 code for a protein of 355 amino acids.